Messenger RNA from Ziziphus jujuba (common jujube), 1029 nucleotides. RefSeq lists its product as uncharacterized. The coding region runs from base 275 to 805 and encodes 176 amino acids. Lineage: Eukaryota; Viridiplantae; Streptophyta; Magnoliopsida; Rosales; Rhamnaceae. The record is from RefSeq and is a predicted model, not a curated record. The transcript is spliced from 4 exons.
UGUUUUUGGUUCAUAAAGAAGCUAAGCUGGCUUGAAACUUUAGAAACUUUGACACCGGUCUUGUUUAUAAGCACUUGAAAACAGGGGAAGAAACAGAGCACACAACCCAUCAUUUCAAAGCAAAAGCAAAAGAGAAAGAAAGAAAGAAAAAGAAAAAGAAAGGGGAAAAAAAAAAAGAAAAAAAGAAAAAAAACCCAGAAAAUAAAAAAGAAAGAAAGAAGAUAAUAAAGAGAGGAAUUGAAGGAAGAGGAAGGGUUUCUGUGAAGAGCAGAAGAUGAUGCAGACAUACGAGCAGGGUCAGCAACAGCAACCUCAGCAGCAGCAGCAGCAGCAACAGUUAAUGGUGCAGAACUCGGGAAGCCUGAGCUUCAACAGCAAUCUCUCCAAGGAAGACGAAGAGAUGUCCAGGUCGGCCCUCUCCACCUUCCGAGCCAAAGAGGAAGAGAUCGAGAGGAAGAAGAUGGAGGUGAGAGAGAAAGUUCAAGCCCAGUUGGGUCGUGUUGAAGAAGAAACAAAACGUUUGGCCGUGAUUCGCGAGGAGCUUGAAGCGCUAGCAGAUCCAAUGAGGAAGGAAGUUGCACUGGUUCGGAAGAAGAUUGAUACCGUAAACAAAGAAUUAAAACCACUAGGGCAUACUUGCCAGAAGAAGGAGAGGGAAUACAAAGAAGCACUCGAGGCAUUCAAUGAAAAGAACAAGGAAAAAGUACAGCUGAUUACAAAAUUAAUGGAGCUGGUAAGUGAAAGUGAGCGUUUGAGGCUGAAGAAGCUGGAGGAGCUGAGUAAGAACAUAGAUUCCAUACACUGAUAUAGCCUAUUGCUGAUAACUCUGAUUAGGUCUGCGUGAUGUAUUUAAGAUGACUUUUUUUUUCUUUUUUUCUUUUUUUUGUUUCUUUAUAUUUAUAUAUAAGGGUGUUUGGAUUGGUGUAUUCUAUGUUUGUUUGUUUCAUUAGAAUUUGAUAAAAACAUGAGCUGAUUUAGGCAGGGAAAUACCCUAUUAAUUAAAGAGGUUUGUAACUAAAUGUUUCUGAA